UAUUACUAUCUACUACUUCCAACCAUUUACACAGAAUUUCAUUGCAGUGGCUUUCCUCGCAAUUAUGUUACUAUCACUUGGGUAACUCAGUAAAUUGAUUUCCUCUCACUCCAAUACCUCCAAUCAAACACUUCUCUCUUUCUCUCUCUCUCUCUGCACAAGCCGCCUCAUAAACUCAGUCCCCCACAACCCCUAUACUUUGGACUUUGCUACUUUGCUAGUACUAACUCACCUAGAGAGCAAAAUAAUAGCCAGAAUGCCCCAAAGGGUCGGCUUUUAGAGAGUGUGUACCAAGCUUUACACAAAGCAAAAAAGAAGAAGAAGAAAGAACUUCAUGUCGACGCCAUUAUAGUUUUCAGCAGAGACACACACAAACUCAUUAGGGUUUUGAAAAAAGAAAAAGAAAAAGAAAGCUUUGAUUUUGAUCCCACUUCUUCACUCCCUUUUGGUCAAAAAAAAAAAAAUGCUGGACUAUGAAUGGAGCAACCCGAGUUCAAUGAUGUUAACGGGCGAAGAAGAAACCGGCCCGGAUUCCGACCAUACCCGCCAAAUCUUCGACCACUACACCCAACAACAACAACAACAACCAUUUCACGACCACACUGGUUUCAACCCUCAUCAUCAUCAUCAAACCACAGCAACCAACGCUUUCUCUCACGCGCAAGCGCAUUUCAACCCACACCAAACCCAAACCCACUCGCAAUUCCACUCACUGUACGAUCCACGCGCGUACUCAAGCGCGUCUGCUGCUUCUUACCACCAGCAAGCUCCCCAGCUACUCUCCCUCGACCCCGUACCCGGCGCCGCCGUGGGGAGCGGCUCCGCCGGGUACCUCGUGGUCCCGAAGAGCGAGGACGCCUCGUCUCGUCCCCCAGUGGACUUCGUGUCCAGAAUUGGCCUCAACCUCGGCGGCCGGACCUAUUUCUCUUCCGCCGAGGACGAGUUCGUGAACCGGCUCUACCGCCGCGCUAGACCGGCCAACGAACCCGGUUCGGGCAACUCCCCUAGGUGUCAAGCUGAAGGGUGCAAUGCUGAUCUCACUCACGCCAAGCACUACCACCGCCGCCACAAGGUCUGUGAAUUUCACUCCAAAGCCUCCACCGUACUCGCCGCCGGGUUGACUCAGCGAUUCUGCCAGCAGUGUAGCAGGUUCCAUCUUCUUUCCGAGUUUGAUAAUGGAAAAAGAAGCUGCCGGAAGAGAUUGGCGGACCACAAUCGUCGCAGGCGAAAAACUCAACAACCUAAUCAAGAAAAUCAGAAGUCUCUGCCCGACAAUGCCCGGAAUUUAUCGACCGGUAAUCUCACAAGGUCCCCACCUGACUCUGGAGCUCCCUCGUCAUCGUCGGUGACCGUGGCAGUUUCGCCGCCACGAAUGUCAUUGGAUUGCUUCAGGCAACGACCUUAUCAGGCAACAGCUUCUUCGGCCUCAUCAAGCUCACUUUUUUUCUCAAGUGGGUAAAAUCAUCGCCAUCAAAUGCAAAAUUAGCGGGCUCUUGUUGUAGAAAUAUGGAGGAAUGUUUAGCAAAAUAACAUUAGGGAACAUUUUAAUUAAUAUUCCUUUUUUUUUUCUUUGUUAUUAUUUUUUUCCUUAAAUUUCGGUACUUUAGUCUAAAUUAAUUGGUGUUUGUAACAUGGGUACGUACGGAGCAUCUAAUAUAUCUUUUUCAUGUACCAA
Quercus lobata is the source of this 1675-nucleotide messenger RNA. RefSeq names its product squamosa promoter binding protein-like 8 (gene SPL8). Lineage: Eukaryota; Viridiplantae; Streptophyta; Magnoliopsida; Fagales; Fagaceae. The record is from RefSeq and is a predicted model, not a curated record. Gene Ontology annotation, molecular function: DNA binding. Bases 464 to 1459 code for a protein of 331 amino acids. The transcript is spliced from 4 exons. Gene Ontology annotation, cellular component: nucleus.